CUUUAUAUAGAACCUUUCAAGACGCCCAUGACAGUUCUUGCUACAAAAACGCAUUCAUCCAGCAACAUGGGGUCGAGAAACUUACUUGCAUCGGUAUUAGGUCUGCUGCUGAUUGUGAAUUGCGUGACUGCAUUGCAAUGGGACUACUACUUCGGUACACCGAAUGAGGACUAUGUAAAACUUGCCCAAAUGUCGGGCGAUAUUCCGCCGUUCCUUCAUCCCGUAACUUAUCCGAUAAAGGUUUCGCCACGAAGUUUGAUAACUUACGUCAAAGUGACGGUAUGGUCUCUCAGCGCGCCAAAAGUGGAUUACGAUGAAGACACCCAAACUGUUUCCAUCGUUUACUCUUUAUUACAGGUGACGGCCGCCUCAUACAAAAUUGAGGCCUAUGGUUUUAUAAACCCUGUAAGUUCUGAUGGAGAGAAACAGAUUACUGGUUAAUAAAUUUAAAAAUUCCAGCUCAACACUUUCAUUAUCUUUAUUUCGAAUUUAAAAAGUUUAAAGUCUAAUUUCAGCACAAAACAAGACCACCAACUUGUGAGAUUCUCAGAAUCGUAUGUCGCACGACACGAGUGACUAUUAGAUGCUAUUAGAUAUUUUAUUAAUUUUUAGGCGAAGAACAAUGUCUAUAAUCAGCUAAUUAAUCGGCAUGGAAUAAGCUUAUCGGUUAUUAAAAUAGUACAACUCAUUGAGAGUAUACGCUAACAUCGAGGUCUUCUUGUGGUCUUCUGUUAGCCACCAUGUAAUUUGUUUUGAGAUAUUUAAAUAUUUACCUUUAAUGCCUUUAAUGUUCCUCGACUGUAGACAGUUACAUUAUUUAUUAUAUUUGGAUUUAUUAAAGAAAUAAAGACAAACAUUGUA
Leguminivora glycinivorella is the source of this 861-nucleotide messenger RNA. RefSeq lists its product as uncharacterized. The transcript has 4 exons. The record is from RefSeq and is a predicted model, not a curated record. NCBI's taxonomy places the organism in Eukaryota, Metazoa, Arthropoda, Insecta, Lepidoptera, Tortricidae. The coding region runs from base 28 to 441 and encodes 137 amino acids.